AUGGGCUCUCAGAACAUGCCUGCCUGGCGGCAACUGAAUGUCGGCGUCAUCGGUGGCGGCAUCGGCGGCAUGUCGGCGGCCAUCGCGCUCCGGCGCUCCGGCCAUCAGGUCACCAUUUACGAAAAGUCGGACUUUGCCGGCGAGGUUGGUGCGUCAGUAUCCUGCGCUGCCAACGGAACUCGCUGGCUUCACGAGUGGGAUGUCGAUGUCGCCAAGGGCGACCCCGUGGUGCUGAAGAAGCUCAUCAACCGAGACUGGAAAACCGGCGAGCCCGUAAGUGUGUAUGACCUCGACGACUACCAGGAGCGAUGGGGCUAUGUCUACAACAUGUUCCAUCGCCAGUACAUGCACGCCAUGCUUAAGGAAUGUGCACUGCAAGGGGAGGGCGAAGGGCCGCCUGCUAGGCUGCUCGUCAAUCACAAGUGUCGAGACGUCGAUGUUCUCGGCGGCAAGAUCACAUUCCAGAACGGCGCCGUCGUCCGACAUGAUCUGAUUGUGGGCGCGGAUGGCAUUGGGUCUGCCGUUAGAGGGGCGAUAGGCAUCAAACCGGAGAAGCGGCCGGCUGAUCAGAGCUGUCUGCACACAAACGUCACCACCGAAGAGGCCGUCAAGGCCGGCCUUGUCGACUACUCCAAAGACAGUGCCCUGGAGUACUGGGGUGGUCAGGAGGGCAAAUGGGACAAGAUUGUCUUAUCCCCGUGCAACGACGGCAAGCUGCUCUCCUACUACUGCUUCUUUCCCCGCGACAGGGGCGAUUACGCCAACCAGACCUGGGGCGGAGAGGACCGCCCGGUCGAGGAGCUCCUGAACCCAUACCCUGAGCUGGAUCGACAAGUCUUCAGCCACCUGGCCAUUGGAAAGGAGAUUCGUCCUUGGCGCCUGUGGAUUCACGACCCGUACCCGUACAUCCACCGCGGCAACGUCUGCCUGCUCGGCGACGCCGGCCACCCCAUGAUGCCGCACCAGAGCCAGGGAGCGUGCAUGGCAAUCGAGGAUGCAGCCGCACUUGGCAUUCUCUUCAACAAGAGCAACUUCAAGGGCAACAUCGCCCAGGCACUUUCCGUAUAUGACGAAGUACGGCUGCCGCGCGUCACUCGUGUGCAAGCCGCCGCCGCCAAAGCGGCUUACAACAUAAACGAGAGGAUAGGCUUCUCGGUUAACAAGAACAUCCCUACAUACAAAGUGGAGGAUCCGGGCAAGAUUCUGACCAUCGAAGAAAUGAACGCAUAUGAUAUGUACAAGGACAUCGAGGAACAGCUCGCAGCACGGCGCGGCGUCGAGUUCCCUGACAAGUUCAUUCGCGGCUUACCAAUCGGACUUGAGUUGCCCAACGGUAUCACGGUUGGAGGCUAG
This is a messenger RNA of Hirsutella rhossiliensis, 1353 nucleotides long. RefSeq names its product FAD binding domain-containing protein. Bases 1 to 1353 code for a protein of 450 amino acids. The transcript is spliced from 4 exons. The record is from RefSeq and is a predicted model, not a curated record. Gene Ontology annotation, molecular function: monooxygenase activity; FAD binding. Lineage: Eukaryota; Fungi; Ascomycota; Sordariomycetes; Hypocreales; Ophiocordycipitaceae.